AAUAUACCAAGGCAUCCAUCCGAAAUCUUGAAGUUCAAAUGGGACAACUUGCCCAAAAAGUAAGUUCUAGGGAGCAAGGCAAAUUUCCUACAACCACGGAGAUGAAUCCGAGGGAAAAUGUGAUGGCCAUUACCACAAGGAGUGGUAAGACAACGGAGGAUCCAAAAAUGCCGGAAGAGGAGGAGACCCCGGAAAAGCAAAAAGAAGAUGAGAAUGAGGAGCAUAUGAUGCCACCAUCAAACGUGGCUAAUUAUGUUCCUCCCAUUCCAUAUCCUCAAAGGUUGAAGAAAAAGAAUGAUGGUGCUCAAUAUAGAAAAUUUCUUGAUAUUUUUACUAAAUUGAGCAUCAACAUUCCAUUUGCCGAAGCUAUAGCGGAGAUUCCAUCUUAUGCCAAAUUCUUGAAGGGCAUACUCUCAAAUAAAAAGAAGUUGGCGGAAUUUGCUACCAUUUCCCUUACAGAGGAGUGUAGUGCUAUCCUACAAAACAAACUCCCUCCUAAAUUGAAGGACCCGGGAAGCUUCACGGUGCCAUAUUCUAUCGGAAAGAUUGGAGAGGUAAGAUCCCUUUGUGACCUUGGUGCUAGCAUAAAUCUUAUGCCCUACUCUCUAUUUAAAAAGCUAUGUGUGGGGGAACUCCAACCAACAACGGUCGCCUUACAAUUAGCGGAUAGAACAAUCCGCUAUCCAAUAGGCAUCAUGGAGGAUGUUCUUGUCAAAGUUGGAAAAUUUUACUUCCCGGUAGAUUUUCUUGUUUUGGACAUGGAAGAGAUGGAGAUCCCCGUCAUCCUUGGGAGAUCAUUUUUGGUCACCUCCGCAGCCGUCAUUGAUGUACAAGCGGGUACGGUAAAGCUAAGAGUGGGAGAAGAUGAUGAAACAUUCAAUGUAUGGAAGACACAAUCCACUCCAACUCAAAACAUGGAGGACAACACAAACCGUUUCACACCUCCCAAGGCCAUAAACAUCGUGGACAUCAAGAAGGCACAAAUAUUUGGGCACGAGGAUCCUCCAACACACCCCGAAGACGUACUUGAGAUCACACCAACAAACGACGAAGUUCCCCCGAAACUCUACCCGAUGAAAGGAGGCACAAUGAUCAAAUUCUACCAGAGAAAAGCAUCACAUCUACCGCCUUAAAAGUGGUACGUUCGUCCGGCCUAUGACGUUAAACUAAGCGCUAAUUGGGAGGCAACCCAACAAAAAAAAGAGAAAAAAAAUCAAUUAUAAAUAAAUAUGUUAGUUAUACACAUAAUCAUUUUUGUUUAUAAUUGAAAAAGAAUCAAUUAUGAAUAAAUAUGCUUAUUUACAAAAACAUAUUCGUAUUUAUUUAUAAUUGAUGGAAAAAAUCAAAAAAAAUAAAAAAAAUAAAAAAAAAUAAAAAAAAACAAAAAAAAUCAUCAAUCUCAGCUCAAGUAUCAUGCAUUUCCUACUCUCAAUGACAUCUCAUUCCACUAUUGAAGAUUUCAUCUGGCAUUGCAUUCUCCAAUCUACAUUGAGGACAAUGUAAAUCAAGUGUGGUGGGUGAAUAAUUAGUUGAGAAACUUUACUUUUCAAAUUAAAUUUUUUCUAGGAAGGUUAACAUUUUUGAUAUUCUCUCUUUUAAGGGUUUUGGUUGAGAAAGAUUUUCUUUUACUCACAAAAAUGUAUUUUUGGAUUAAUUAAAAUAUUUCUUAAUCUUGAAACCACCACCUUCACUCAAAUUUGUGACAAUUUUCCAAAUUCAUACAAAUGUGCAUAGAGUGCAAAUUCAAAAUAAAAGUUUCAUCCCAACUCCAAAUCACUCUAUUGUUGGAUUCUCCUCAUUUCUGACAAUCUAGAUAUAUAAUUACGGAGAACAAACAAAAAGAGUUUAUAUACAAAAGAAAAAAAAAACUCAUUUUCUCCUAGAAUAGCCUUCUCUACAAAAUCAAGUUGUCAGUCCACAAGAAAAAAAAAAACACCGACAUACCCACACAUUGCCUAAAUUGUCACAAACUAAACCCAUCUAGUGUUUAAAUAUUUUUCUUAAUCUUAAAUACAUUUAUUGUGAGUAAUAGAAAAAGGUUUUUGGCCCGAGAAAGAUUAAAGAGUUUAUAUCUAAUUUUUAACAUCUUAUUAAACUUUUAAUUUGCAUGGUUUAGUUUCUUUUCUAAUUGUGCAUCAUUACAAAGAAAUUGCUUGAGGACAAGCAAUGCUCAAGUGUGGGGGGAUUUGAUAGCCGUUAUAUUUACUUGUGUUUAACAUAAGUAUUUAUAAGCAUUUGUUGAAGAAAAGAAGAGAAAUUGGGAAAAUAUCUUGAGAAUGAGAGUUAGAGCAUAAACCAUUGCGAUGAAGAGCUUUUUGGACCAAGAGGAUGACGUUCUGCCCAUAAUUCGAGUAUAACUUAUUGUAUAGAACUCGAAAUCACUCGAUUCGAAUUUCAUGUGAAUGUUAACUCAAUAAGGAACAAAAACAAAGUCAGAUGUUGCUGGUGGGAUUUCAGGAUGCAUACCUUUUGUUGAUGGAAUUCGGCCGGAUAUACCUGCAAAAAAUCGUUAGAAAAUAAAAUAGCUCGAUUCGCGUAAACGCUGUCCUCAAGAAAGUAUUUCCGACUAGCGAAAACCUUUCCCCAAGAUAAAACGAGCUCUUCGGCGUAAGCCGGUAACAGAACAACGAGACUGGAAGAAAUUAUUAAUCCAGCAGAUAGAAGUAUCGUGUGAGGGAGUUUUUGGUUCGUAGCUGCUAUCUUCAAAUAUAAACAAGUAGCUGAAUAUAUAUAACAUGCUAUCGACGUACGUUGCACCUUAGGUGAGGCAUGCAUUAGCAUUUAAAGCUCAAGCUAGAAAACGUUUUAUAUAAAAGCAUGAGUUAAAAGCUUAACGUUAAUGUAUUAUAGUUUAUAAUGUUAAUGGACUAUUUAAUACACUUUUAAU
Messenger RNA from Cuscuta europaea, 2887 nucleotides. Lineage: Eukaryota; Viridiplantae; Streptophyta; Magnoliopsida; Solanales; Convolvulaceae. The record is from the annotation of a GenBank genome assembly.